Petromyzon marinus (sea lamprey) is the source of this 2742-nucleotide messenger RNA. Its product is annotated as beta-1,4 N-acetylgalactosaminyltransferase 1-like. The record is from RefSeq and is a predicted model, not a curated record. Gene Ontology annotation, cellular component: Golgi membrane. Gene Ontology annotation, biological process: UDP-N-acetylgalactosamine metabolic process; UDP-N-acetylglucosamine metabolic process. Gene Ontology annotation, molecular function: acetylgalactosaminyltransferase activity. NCBI's taxonomy places the organism in Eukaryota, Metazoa, Chordata, Hyperoartia, Petromyzontiformes, Petromyzontidae.
GAGAGAGGGGGAAGAGCAGGGAGGGGGGGGAUGUGAGACGCACACAAUGUAAGCUGCGUGGGUGAAGCGCUCUCAUCUGGCUGCUGAACUCGUCCGAUGUACGGUAAAUGGAAUGCGGCACUGCCGCGGAUGCGAGGAUCGUUGUGAAUAGGGUGCGAGGAGGAUGGGCGAGACGGACAUGAAGGAGCGAGUUACUCUGACGACGUCGGUUGGGGUCUGCGCGGCCCUGCAGGAGCAGCUCUGCUCAUGCCGGUGGUCCUGUGGGAGCUUGUGGAACUUAUCACUUGUGCGUAAGAUGCGCCUGUCUCGGCGCGUGCUCUUCACGGCCACGCUGGCCGGGCUGCUGCUCUACUUCAGUCCGAACCUGCACACGCUGUGGGGCAGCCGCAGGCAGCUCGGACGGCCCGUAGACGUGGGCUUGGCGAGCGAACACGACGUGACGAGCAACAGCGCCCACAUGUCUAGCAUCGCGGCUGUCCUGCCUCAACUGACUGAGCUGCACAUUCCCUACCGGAUAAAGUCGGAAAUGCUGACGUUACUGCCCAGCAACACGUGCACAUGCGAGAGCUCCGCACCGCUGCUGCCCGUGCCGGGUCUCGACCGCCUCCUGCCCCACAAGCAGGUCCAGCAGCUGGAGGCGGCGUUCGAGGUGCCACUGUUGAAGGACACAAGCCGGCGCCGGCAGCGGGAGUACUUGACCUUCAUGCUCAGGCACGCACUCCCCGUGAAGAAGGUGCUGGUGGCAGAGCCCAACUCGCCACUUUCCUACCCGACCCAGGGGCUGCAGGUGCCGCCACUGCAGACUAUCCUCAUACCGGGAUUAGGACUACAUAAUGGUGACAAAGAAAUGAAAAAGGUGACGCUGUCCGCGAAGCUGGGGGUGCUGGACACAGUGGCGGAGGUGGGAGAGGUGAUGGCAGAAGGGCUGGGCGAGUCACGCCUCUCCCUGAGCAGCUCCCACCUGGAGAACCUCAACCUGCAGCUGCGCACAGUCACGUACACCAACACGGUGUACCAGCCGGGCACCUCCGAGAUGGUGCAGAUGGAGAGCGGGAAACACAGAGCUGAGAUACCGAUCGUUGUAGCGCACCAGAGCUUGCCCUGGCUCUACGACCCUGGUCCUGAUGGAAAUAUCAGCAACCUCGUGACGGUGGUAACCAAGACGUUCUUGCGCUACGACAAGCUGAAGGGGCUCAUUGCCAGCAUCAGGAGAUUCUACCCGGACAUCACCAUCAUCGUGGCGGAUGACUCUGAGCACAUCGAGAUGCUCCGCGAACCGGGUGUGGAGCAGUACAUCAUGCCUUAUGGGAAGGGUUGGUUUGCUGGCAGGAACCUUGCCAUUUCCCAGGUGAGCACCAAGUACCUGCUGUGGGUGGAUGAUGACUUCCUCUUCUCGGAGAACACGAAGCUGGAGCGCAUGGUGGAGGUGCUGGAGAAGACUUCCCUGGACGUGGUUGGAGGAGCAGUGCGGGAGGUGACCGGCUUCCAGACCACGUUCCAGCACAAGCUGGAGGUGCAAGCAGGAGGACCCGAUGGGUACUGUCUGCACCAGCACCGUGGUUACUACCACCCGCUGGCCGGCUUACCCAACUGCGUGCUCACGGACGGAGUGGUGAACUUCUUCAUGGCGCACACGAGAAACGUGCGCCGGGUUGGAUUCGACCCUCAACUCAACCGCGUGGCUCACACAGAGUUUUUCAUCGACGGGCUGGGUGAGCUUCGCGUGGGCUCAUGCAGCGACAUUUCGGUGAAUCACGCUUCCAAAAUCAAGCUGCCUUGGACUCGGGGGGACAGCGACCGCAAGUACAACGAGUUCCGCUAUGCUAGCGACGCAGACGGAGUCCUCAAGCGAAUGCUCCGCUCCCUUUACUUCAAGAACCGCCUGAAGUGCUACAGCAAGGAUUAAUGUCUAUUAUUAAGGCAUCCCUCCAGGAACCUGGAGGAGCCUGGACGGAUGCAGCAAUGAGAUUAAAAUGUUGCCAAUUUGUCCCUAAACCCACUGAACAACAAGUUUUGGGCAUGUUUUUUACACGUAAGCUGUCUGCCUAUAAAAAACUGAAAUCGUUGCUCUUAUAUACACUCAGCAGUCAUAACUACACACUCCAAUGGAAUUAGAGGAUUAUUUUUUGUCCACGAAACAGAUGUGUGCUAAGCACAAUGAGGACUUUGUUGAGGUUUUUUUGAGGUAAAGAUACUUAGUGGAAAGAAUCGCCAUACAACCACCUAGUUUACUGGGCAAUGGGGACAAUAUAUUGGAUGAUUUUGAUUAAAAUAACAAUUUCGGAUAAAAAAAUGUGAAUGUUAAUGAUGUGUUUAAAUCUCUUUGUCUGAAGUGUGCAUGUGAAAAAACACUUUUAGUGUGGCGUGUGUGAGGGGCAACUUUGCCUUGCUGCUUAUGAUGGAAUUUUCACUGUUUAUGUUGAGGACUCUUUUUUCUAAUGAACAAGUUCAUAGCACAUAAAUAAAACCACUACUGUUUUGUAAAGCAUGGUGAAUAUUUUUUCAAAACAGCUAAAAAAAUCAGAAAUGUGCAUAUACUUACGAGCAAUUAUAGUAUGAAUUAACUUUCUAUAUGGGAAUAUAAUUUAUGAUUCAUUAAAAUGAUUGAUUUGCUGCUUGAGAUGACAUUUUAAACUAAAUGAAAGACAAAACACUGCAUUGUUUUUUGUUUAUGAAGUGGUAUGUCAAUAUGAUUUUUUAUGCCAAUAGAAUUCAAUAAAAAAUGUCAAGUGCUUUUAAAAA